This is a messenger RNA of Athalia rosae (coleseed sawfly), 1889 nucleotides long. It is a transcript of the gene Vha36-1, whose product is annotated as V-type proton ATPase subunit D. The record is from RefSeq and is a predicted model, not a curated record. Gene Ontology annotation, molecular function: proton-transporting ATPase activity, rotational mechanism. The coding region runs from base 98 to 835 and encodes 245 amino acids. The transcript is spliced from 4 exons. Lineage: Eukaryota; Metazoa; Arthropoda; Insecta; Hymenoptera; Athaliidae. Gene Ontology annotation, cellular component: proton-transporting V-type ATPase complex.
CGGUUCGUUUCCGGACUCUAGAUAAACCAAGGAACGGUUCAUUUCCAGAUGUCAGCUGAUUAAACUCAUUUCUGUCUGCUUGCUGUUCGGAAGAAAUAUGUCCGGAAAAGACAGGCUACCCAUUUUCCCUUCUCGGGGUGCCCAGAUGUUGAUGAAGUCACGUCUGGCUGGAGCACAAAAGGGACAUGGAUUGCUCAAGAAGAAAGCAGACGCGUUACAGAUGAGAUUCAGAAUGAUUUUAGGAAAAAUCAUUGAGACAAAAACUUUGAUGGGGGAAGUAAUGAAGGAAGCAGCCUUUUCAUUGGCAGAGGCAAAGUUUGCGACAGGUGACUUCAAUCAAGUGGUACUUCAAAACGUAACAAAGGCGCAGAUUAAAAUUCGUUCCAAGAAAGACAAUGUUGCUGGUGUGAAUCUUCCAGUUUUUGAAUCUUAUACAGAUGGUACAGAUACUUAUGAAUUGGCUGGGUUGGCUAGAGGUGGUCAACAAUUGGCUAAGUUGAAGAAAAAUUAUCAAAAGGCUGUUAAGCUGCUCGUUGAGCUUGCAUCUUUACAGACAAGUUUUGUAACUCUGGAUGAAGUUAUCAAGAUCACAAAUCGACGUGUCAAUGCCAUUGAGCAUGUUAUCAUCCCGAGAAUCGAACGCACAUUAGCAUACAUUAUUUCAGAGUUGGAUGAGCUAGAAAGAGAGGAAUUCUAUAGGUUGAAGAAGAUCCAGGAUAAGAAGAAGAUUGCCAAGGCAAAGACCGAAGCUGCACGGUUAGCGAGUAUCGAAGCAGGAAAGUACGUAGAUGUGGCAAACAUGCUCGAUGAAGGUGAUGAAGAUAUACUCUUCUAAAAAUUGUAAAUAACUGCACUGAAAUACUUGGAAAAACAUAGUGUAGGGUAUAUCGCGUCAGAGACAGGAUCUUUGGACAUGUAUGCUCUGUGCCAUGAUCUCCAAUACAUCAAAAUCGAUGAAAACUUCAAAUAGAUUCGUUAUAAUCAGACAAUACCUAAGAGCUGUUAGUGAAAGAAAGAGAAACAGGAUUGCGUAUUAAACACGAUACUCAGUUCUUCUGGUCGUGGCUUGUAAAAUAUUUCCAAGAUGUUUGGUACUGAUUUUCUGUCCCAAUAAGUCUGAUCGUGACAUGUAUAUCCAAUAAAAAUCAUGACAGAUAAACACCAAAUGUUUCAGGCAAGAGUCCAUUGAUACUUCAUAUUCCCACAGAUACUCAGCUCUAUUUCUUUUUCUGCUCUUAGCCAGCCUUUGUAAAGUACAUUCACCAGUAUAACUUCCCUAGUAGUCUCUGAUCAAAAAGCUGUUAGCUCCCUAGCUUUUUUUUCACAGACUCAUCGCCAGAUUCAGUACUCUGGUAGCCAGUUUAUUACAGUUGAUUUAUUGUAAAAAGCAUCGAGUAUUAGUUUCUCUACUAAUAUUUUUAGUUUCACGGUGUACCCGCGAACACCCAACCGUGCGAUUCCACCAUGAUACAAUUUCUGCUGACAUGGUUAAAUUUAUGUCAACUACCAAGAUUACAUUAUCGUAGUAGUUUGCGAAGAUCCAGCUAAAAGUAUUAAUGAGAUGCGAUGUGAUAGUAAUAAGUUUACCUUAAAUAUAUGCGAUACGAUAUUAUACCACACCUUGCUACAGUUUCCUAAACUACAUCAAUUAUCGGCGCAUAAGUGAAGUGGAUACACUAUUUAGGUUUAUUGCAAUUCGUUUGUAGUAUAUAGAUAUAUAUUCAUUUUAAUGCUUAGAAAAAUUAUAUUUAAUUCUAGAACAUAGGAACAUCAUAUAAAUUACUUGGAACGUAAUGAAAAAAAUAUAUGUACACGUUAGUAUUCAAUAUGUAUGUGGUUUUGGCUUAAUCUCUGUACCUAAAUGUAUAAAGUGAUUUAUAAUUAGCCUA